Arachis ipaensis is the source of this 835-nucleotide messenger RNA. RefSeq lists its product as uncharacterized. NCBI's taxonomy places the organism in Eukaryota, Viridiplantae, Streptophyta, Magnoliopsida, Fabales, Fabaceae. The record is from RefSeq and is a predicted model, not a curated record.
AAUUAUGGGAUUGGGAUACAUAAAAAGGCAAUCCACAAAAUAAAGAAAUCAACAUUCACAUCAGCGGAUCACCCUUUCCUAAAUGUACACUUGGAAAAUAACAAUCAUGAACAUGACCCAAACUCCCUAUAAAAACCUUUUUGACCAAACAAUACACAAUGCAAUCCACUCCUACAAAACCAAACCUCCUAGAAAGCUCCAAACAACACCCGAAAGAUCUUCAACAACACAAUAAAACUCACUCCCAAGUCCCAACAACUUCACAAACAAAGAGCAAACAUAUUACUUCUUUUAACCCUAGCUAGCUACUCACUCAUAACAAUAAUAAUAAGAAAAAUAACAUUCAUGGCUAGAUACUAUAAUGAUCAAUACUACUUCUGGGAAUAUUUCUCUUUCCCACUUCACCUAUGCUUCUUCAUGUUCAUACUCUUCUUUGUGUUGGUAUUUUCUUGGUACAUAAACUAUGAGUCCAAGUUUGAGGAUUUGCUUGUUCAGGUCAAGAUCUUGCUAGCACUUGUUCCGCUAAUCUUGUUGCUUAUUGUACACUGCCUCUCCUCCGAGUCGUUUCCGAUUCCUUUGCCGGAGGAGAGGGAGUCGUUGCACCGUGCCGGAGGGUCACCGUGGGGAGUGGCACUCUUGCUUGUGUUUCUCUUCUUCAUGAUGGCUUACCAAUCUUCUUUUCAUGAACGAUGGUUCCCCUUGGUUACUAGAUGAUUUAAGUUGCGUGGGUCAACUUUUUUAUUUUUUAAUAUUGAAUUGAUUUAUUCUUUCUUAUUAUGAAAUAAGCCUCGUACUUUAUUUUAUAACAAGGGAGAAUAAAUUAAUUCAUUAUUAA